Messenger RNA from Oncorhynchus tshawytscha (Chinook salmon), 3156 nucleotides. Its product is annotated as nuclear receptor subfamily 1 group D member 1-like. The coding region runs from base 646 to 2403 and encodes 585 amino acids. The transcript is spliced from 8 exons. Gene Ontology annotation, molecular function: nuclear receptor activity; RNA polymerase II cis-regulatory region sequence-specific DNA binding; zinc ion binding. Gene Ontology annotation, biological process: cell differentiation; positive regulation of transcription by RNA polymerase II; hormone-mediated signaling pathway. The record is from RefSeq and is a predicted model, not a curated record. Lineage: Eukaryota; Metazoa; Chordata; Actinopteri; Salmoniformes; Salmonidae.
UAAAAGGAAGGAGGGAGAGAGUGACAGUAGAGUGAAUUAACAGGGGACAUAUAGUGAGAUGAGAUGCACCCCUUUAACCAAACAGACACAACCGAAGUUGAGAGAGGACACCGGGAGCGAGUCCCAUUUAUUUCAGUUACCUGAAAACGUUAUUGAUGUGGCAGUGGUGGAUUGGUGUAUUAUUGGGUGUGUCUAGCCUGGCUAAAUUCAUUUCAUUUUCGGAGAUGCUGAUGGGGCUGUGUAUUCUUAGGAUUUCAGAAAAUCACUUGUUUGUUCUUGGCUUGUGACACUCAAAUCCGCUGAACCAAGCAACUCACUAGUCUAGUAGCCUAGAGUUCUUCCGAGCGCAGAACGGAUUCAGGUAGCUUCCGAGAAAAUCUCUCCUGCACACCUGAGACAAUUAGACAUAACUGUUCUGCAUAGCAUACAGCUGGACAUCACUGUGCGUACAGUAUACGACGGAAGUUUCAGUCGUUUGGCAGAUCAAUACGAUUGUCUUCAACCGCGCGCUCGUUCUAUGGGUCAAUUAUCCACGCAUAACUAGUUCUCGACUCCUACCUGUCUCCACUUGAGUAUUGAUCCUGCAGCUAUAUAUCGAAAAGUCAGCAUCAUUCACCACAGCAAACAAAAGACACAUCAAGAAACAUGGACACUCCAGGUGGAGGUGUUAUUCUGUAUGCGCGCUCCUCCGGCAGCCCCAGCCCUGGCAGCCCGUCCAGUGGGUACCAGACCCAGUCCCCCUCCUCCACCCUCUCCCAGCCCUCCUCCCCAGAGGAGAUCACCUUCACAGAACUCGGGCCCCUGGGGUCCCUGAAGGGCCAGAGAGGGGGAGGAUGCACACCUCCAUCAUCCUCCAAGCUGGUGUUCCACUUCCCAGAAGUCUACAAUGUGGCUACAUCAACGUCCACCCACCAGCACUCGUACCAACACCCCAUCGCUGGGAAAAGGCCUAGUGGAUUCACAGGACCUUUCACCAAGACAGGCGGUAUGGUGCUCCUGUGUACAGUGUGUGGAGACAUUGCAUCUGGGUUCCACUACGGAGUGCACGCCUGUGAGGGUUGCAAGGGCUUCUUCCGUCGCAGCAUUCAGCAAAACAUCAACUACAAGAUGUGUGUGAAGAACGAGAACUGCCUCAUUAUGAGAAUGAACCGCAACCGCUGCCAACACUGUCGCUUCAAGAAAUGCCUCUCCGUGGGCAUGUCCAGAGAUGCUGUGCGUUUUGGCCGUAUCCCUAAGAGGGAGAAGCAGAGGCUUCUGGAUGAGAUGCAAAGCUACAUGAACAGCCUGAAUGAGUCUGCCACCAUGGACAUAGAGUCCUCCCCCGUCUCCGAAGCCCCUCCCAGCCUAGCAGAGGUUCCUUCUAAAGAGGCCAUCAGAGCCAUCUCGCGGGCCUAUCAGGACAUCUCUUCCAGCAACCAAGACAGGGCAUCCAAGAGUGAACUCAACAUCACCAACUUACCAACAACAUCUCUGUUCAAGAGCAACACAUCUCAGGAGACCAGCUACACCAAUGGCUCCUCCCACCUCGGCUCUGACUCCACCCUGGGGUACCAGUCCUGUCCUGCAGGCCUUGCCCCUCACUGCCCAGACACCAAUGACAACCACCAUACGUUCCCCUCUGUGGACAAAAGUAGCUAUAGUUGCCCCGCUACUUUGUCCAAUCAUGACCACGGACAGUCUAAUGUUGGCACAACUCAACGGGGCAGCUCGGCCAAUCACAACAGUUUCUCCAUGAAGGAAGAGACCCAAGAGCCGCAAACUCAGACAUCCUGUCCAUGGAAAUUAGCUGCUGGAACCAAAGUGCUGGCCUGUCCUCUCAAUGCGUGUCCUGUAUCUGCGGCCAGUCGUUCUGGACAGCAGAUAUGGGAGUCUUUCUCCCAGUGUUUCACCCCGGCAGUGAGGGAAGUGGUGGAGUUUGCUAAGGGUAUCCCUGGCUUCCAGGAGCUUAGCCAGCACGACCAGGUCAUGCUGCUCAAAUCAGGCACCUUCCAGGUGUUGAUGGUGAGGUUUUGUACAAUGUUUAACCCUGAGGAGCGGACGGUGACCUUCCUGAAUGGCCAGACGUACCCUCUGUCCACCCUGCGGGCGCUGGGGAUGGGGGCGCUGCUCGACGCCAUCUUUGACUUCAGUGAGAAGCUGGGAACUCUGAGGCUGGAGCCUGAUGAGAUGGCUCUGUUCAUGGCCGUGGUGCUGGUUUCUGCAGACCUUUCUGGCAUCGUUGAUAUGGGGUCAGUAGAACAGCUCCAGGAGGGGUUAAUCCGUGCCCUGCAUUCCCUCAUCCACUGCCGUCGUCCCGACGAGAGUGCGUCCAUCUUCCCCAAGCUGCUCCUGCACCUGCCCGACCUGCGCACCCUCAACAACCUGCACUCCGACAAGCUGUUGGCCUUCCGGAUUGACUCGUGAACAGCCCUGAACACACACACACAUAGCAAUUCAGAACCACCAGUCUCUCAGGGCAAGACUUCCCAGGAGAUUGAGGAACACUGACUUGGGCAAUCAAACAACAACAAAAAUAUUCAAGAUGCAUGUUUGAAAAAGGACAAUAAUUAAUAUAUUGAUCUCCAUCCUGUUUUCAUGUGCACACACACACACACACACACACACACACACACAACCACACUUGGAGAAAGAAAGUCUGUUAGAACGUACAUCAGUGUUUUAGGCUUACCGUUACCCUUUUGGACAGAUGUGUAUGGCAGUUUACCUGUUGUUUUCCAGUCUUUAAGAGACCAAAAGCCAAAAGUCUAAUCCUAAUCUCCCGACCAUUGCCAAACCACAGUUGAGAGAGAAUCAGAGAGGAAGAUGUUUGUGGACAAUGAUAAGUUUAGGGACCAUUAUUGGUGACUGAAUGUGUGGGUGUUUAGUGUUUGUAUAAGAGAAAGGGACCCUGUAUAUAAUAAUAAUAAUAAUAAUACAUACAAUUUACACUUAAGAUCAUAUGACUGCCAUUUCACUUAUAAACACAUCUGGGGUUUAAAUAUACAAUUAAGACUCAAAUAUAUUCAACAGACAAAUUGCAUAUAGAAAUGCGAUAUUCUGUAUAUUGGCAAAUCAAAUUGUAUUUGUCACAUUCACAUGUUUAGCAGAUGUUAUUGCAGGUGUAGAGAAAUGCUUGUGUUUCUAGCUCCAACAGUGCAGUAAUAUCUAACAAUACAC